AAAAAUUAUUUGACAGUUUACAUUAAGAUGGCGAAUGUGCGAGACAGCGACACAUCAUUGUGGCUGCAUAAUAAACUCGGAACAUCAAAUGAUUCGUGGAUAAGUGGUUCAAUAUGCUCCCAAUUAAACAAGGAAGUGUUGCGCAACAUCAAGGAGUGUUUUCCCGAUCUUCAGACCCAAGUGAAAUUGAAAUUAUUGCUAAGUUUUUUCCAUAUUCCGCGUCGUCUUGUAGAAGAGUGGAAAUCCGAAUUAGAAGAAGUCAUAGAAGUCGCAGGUCUAGACUCGGAAUUAUGGGUGUCCAUGUUAGCCGAAAGUAUGAAAACAUUUCCAGCGACAAGUUCGCUCAAUACAGAAAUCUCAGAUUAUGAGGACACACGGCCAAUAUUCACCGAUAUGGUAAAUGAUUUACGCAAAUUGGUUGCCAAACACAGUGACUUGGGUAUGUUGCCACUGGAGUGCCAAUAUCUCAAUAAGAAUGCAUUGAUAUCUGUGGUUGGCCAGCAACCCAAUACCGUUAAGCAUUUCACAAUUAAACGCAAACCAAAAAGUGCCGCUUUACGUACUGAGCUCUUGCAUAAAUCUGCAGACGCCCAGUCUUCAUUGAAAAAGACGUCUGCGCCCACAAUACCGCUUAGAUCGCGUGGAAUGCCACGCAAGAUGACAGACACCACCCCGCUCAAGGGUAUACCUUCGCGAGUACCAACUUCAGGCUUCCGCAGUCCCAGUAUUAAUGCCUCUAAUGCGCAGCGCCCGAAUAUGAGCCGUACACCAGCUGGGCGAAAGGAUGGUGGAAUUAAAUUAAUUGAAUUAUCUGAGCAACCACUUGGCUAUGCUGCAGCCAAGAAGCGUAAGCGAGAGCAACAAUUGGAAGAGCAAGCUCGUAAGCAGGAGCAAAAAGCUGCAGCAGCCGCUGCAGCGGCUUCAAAUCCAAUGGAUAGCAGCACAUCACCAUCUACUGCAAACAACUCUGGCCAAGUUGGGGGCAAGGAGGCGUCUGCGACUACACCAACAACACCCACAUCGGCUAACAACAGUUUUGAAAUUAAAACCGAAACCAAUCUCAAUCAGAGCCAAAACAGCAGUGCCGAUGAGAGUGGCCAUAUCUCUGACUCUAAGGAGGAUAUCAAGCCAGACAUUAGCCAAACCAUUGUUGUCAAAUCUUCCGACAAAUCAAGUACAACAACACCAGAGUAUGCACCGCCUUCUUUGAGCUAUGUUCAAAGCACGCCAUCUGGUAUCUCGGACAAUGUCAAUGCUGCCAGUGAAAUGGAGGAUAGCAAGCCCAAUACGCAAAAACUUAUAGACUCCAUGAUGCAACAGGCAUCUGCGGAGAAAUCCGCUAUUGCUGUGUUGCACCAGCAACAAACUAGCCAACAAUCGGCACCUACCAACAAUAGCACUAACAAAGCCUCCAAUUUGAAUCAUAUCCACAAACGUAUUAAGCAAGAAAUUAAAAUAGAGAGCGAAGAAAUAUUGGUGCCGGCCACUAUUAAAGUCGAGAAGGUGGAUCCUCCUCCCCUAACCCAACACGUACAGACGUCAACACUGGGGCAACGGCUGCACCAGCAGCAACAACAGCAGCAGCACCAAACCCAAAUUCACCAACAACAGCCUCAGCAAAGGGUUAUUAUUCAGCAACAAACCACAUUGCCUACUCUACAACAGAUACAACAUACCACAACUAAUCAACAACAGCAGCAACAGCCAACGCAGCAUGUGAUUAUUCGCACUUCGCCGCAACAUCAAAAGCAAACAUUGACCGUGAGGCAACAGAAUACGACAACAACGCCCAUCAAAAUGGAAAAGUUAGAAAUUAAACCACUCGUUCGUAGCACUCCACAACCGGGAAGCAUUAUAACGCAACAGCAGCCUAUGCGUCCUGUAAGUAAUACUGUUACCACGGCUACCCACAAUCCAUUGGCCAAUUUGCCCAACAAUAUAUCGGUCAAAAUAACGUCUACGAAGACGGGCAAAGUUACACAACCUAAUAGCCAGCAACAGUCGCAACAGCAACCAAUACUAAUAAACAGUUCCACACCGGUUAUUUUGGCAUCCACACCUUCACAGACGGCUGCCUUGCGACAAAAGCAGUUGGCCUCUGCUACGGCAUCGUCUCAAAAUGCCACGCCGCAAACCGCUCAAGCCAUUAAAUCUAUGCCUUUGAGCCAGUUGAAGAAUGCUACAAACAGUGGGCCGGUCAUUAUAUCGCAAACCAUCAUACAGCCAGCAAAGCGGGCUCAACAGCAACAGCUGCAACAGCAACAACAACAGCAGCAGCAACAACAACAACAGCAGCAGACCCAACAGACUCAAAUAAUACAACAGCAGCAGCCUACAACCACCACGCAAUACAUAUUGACACAGCAACAACCAACACACCAACAACAACAACACCAGCAGCAGCAACAGACGUUACCAACAUUAACGACAUUUACGCCACAACGUCAACAACAAACUACAUACCAAACAACACCAUCUACGCCACAAACGCCCACAUCCACUAAGAUCCUUUUGAAGACAUCGCCCACCUCUUCGGUCGUCAUACGCCAACAGCAGCAGCCAUCCACACAACAACUCGUUACCGGAAGCAGUGGCAAUCCGCCUCCAUUAAUAGCAUCUUCAACUUCUUCGUCGGCCACUGCUACACAGCCGACACUGUUGAAUAUACAAAAUGUACAAUUGCCUAAUCGUCCCGUAACCAUACAACCCGCAUCACACGCUGCCCAACAACAGCACAUGCAGGCUCAGCUGCAGCAACAACAACAGCACACAUUGGUCUCCAAUAAUACCGCUACGCAACAACCUAAACUCACACAGGUCCUCAUGCAGCCCAGCGGCAAUGCCACAACUGUGUCUGCACAAUCCGGCUCAUCAGGCAAUGCGAAUGUUAAGAAUAAGACGAUAAUAUUGACGCAAAAGGGUGUAAUUCUCAGAAAUAUUGGUGGCGAUAUGUAUCAGCAAAUACCAAUUAGCAAUGUCAGUGGUUUGCAAUCUCUCGGCUCUGGUGGCACAACGCUUAUGACAACAGCGGCUGGUCCGCCUGGACUUGUGAAAACAACAUCGGCAUCCUCGGCCCUUCAACACCAGCAACCUCAGACCAUAACAUUGCAACAACAACAACCUUCCCAACAGACGACACAGGCAACACAAAAGUUGACUACAUUGAUACCAACACAGCAGCACAUGAUCGUACAGCAACAACCACAAGCAUCAACAAGCUUACUUACAAAUCAACCUUCGCAACAGACGAUUAUUAGACCCGUGAUGACCAACGUCCAGAGUGGCCUUACCACAACGUUGCCGGGUGGACUAACUCUAAUACAGAGGCCAGGCCAACAGCCUCAAUUGGUACAAGUGCAGACUACAGCGGUGCAGUCACAGCAACAGUCGACGACACAAAUUCAGCGUACCAUUAUUACGCAACCAGCCUUGCAACAGCAGCAGCAACAAACUGCUCAAUUGCGCCCUCAGCAAAUUGUAUUGCAACAGAAACCGGCAACAACGCAACAACGUUUAAUAACAACCACUGCGGGUGGCAUAGCUGCGGCGACAGGUGCGGCUACCCAGCAGAUUCAAUUGCAGCAGACAAAUUCGGGUGGGCUGCAACGCACCCAUAUUAUCCAAAUGCCACAGCAGCAGCAACAGCAACCCCAACAAGCUGCUCCAAACCGCAAAGGCUUAACGCUGUCGAAUGAGCACGUUCAUAAGGCCCAUGAAAUGUUCCGUAAAGCCAAUCGUGUUUCCCGCCCCGAUAAAGCUUUAAUUUUGGGUUUUAUGGCUGGUAUGCGUGAAAAUCCACGACCGAAUUCAGAAAAUGUGAUUGUUAUUAAACUGGGAGAAUCGGAGGAAAAAGUUCAACAAGAAGAUGGGCAAACAGCUCUUUGCUUGGUUGAGUCUCACAUACGAUUGGAUUACAACACGGGAGAGUGGAAAACAUUCCGAAAUUAUAGACGUCUGGAUCAAAGCAAUCAAAGUUCCGGCGAUAGUGGCGGUAAUAAUGUAAUGCAAACCCAAAAUUCUGUGGUAAUAUAAUGAAUAAGGCCCGCUGCUACAACGACGGGCCCGACAACAUCAAAACGUUUGAAGAAGUAAAUAUGCAGAGACAUGCUACCAACUGGCUUCAGCAGAACAUAAAACCAACCAAUUGUAAUAAAAACUCCACUCAUCAUAUAGGGAAUGCAUAGAGAGAAGCGCUUUAACAUAGUAAAGAAACAUUUCACAUUUGUUUCUCAACAUAACAUAGGCAACAACAUCAACAUCAACACAAUCAUCAUCAUUAGCAUCCAAAUCAUACAAAAGAAACCUACUUAAACACAACUCAUAUGUAUCUCUAAUAUGUUGCUGUCUCUAGGGAAACAUCCUUAAUGUAGCGGAAUAAUAGAAUUAACACAAACACACAUACGCCCAUACAAUAAUAAUCUUAAGAAUUUGCUGCUGAAUAUUGGUAAGUAAUAGCGCCCAGCAUUUUUCUUACUGCAAGUUCCGUUUCAGUUUCCUUUCCCAAAUGUCAUAUAUUCAGUUUGCUAUUCUGGACUGACUGCGUCCUGUUCUCUAACAAAACGGACCUUUGCUUAGAAACCUCUAAACAAUACCAUAGAAACAAUAAAAUGUUCUUAAAACAAAAAAAAACCAACCUUUCCCCGCCACCACCCCCAUACCAACCCAAAAAACAAAAUAACAAGGAAACAUAUUAUAUUUAAAUUAACUAUAAUAACUACAUAUACAUAGGAAGAAGAAGAAGAAAACACAAAUUCAAAAAUGAAGAGAUGUGUAUGUAAAACGAUUAUUAUUAAUUUAGUUGUACAAAAAAUUAAAAGAAAAAGAAAAAAAACAAAAACAACAACCCUGGUAGUUUAUUCAUAACACUUAGAUUUAUUUAAAGAAACUCUAUAUAUUAAAUAUAUAUAAUAAGAAAUGAUCAGAAUAUAUGAAAGAAAGAAAAAACACACACACACACAACUUAAAAGUAAACAUUAUGCCCAUUUAUAGUUAUCCAAUUCCUCGUUUUUAUUUUUUAAUAUUUUCUAUCCACUCGUCUAUUGUUCAUCAAAUUUGUCCAAAGUUUUGUUUUUUUGUGUAAUUUCCUUUACUGUAGUAGUCCUUUAUUGCUUAAUUAGUGUCCUAUUCGACAAUUAAAAUCAAAAAUAAAAACAGCUUAAAGAGCUUUCCACAUUCUGUGAAUCUAAAAUAUUCAAAAUUUUCUUUUAUUUUUUAACCUGGUUUUUUUCGCAGUUUUGUUAGAGGUUUAGCAAAAACAAAAAGAAAUACAUAUUUAACAAAGUCAUUUUUAGAAAACAAACAAACAAACAAGCAUACAAGGUCGAAUAUAGAACGAGCGUUUAACAAAUAAUAGUAAUAAAUAACAAUAAUAAUACACAAGUAUAUAUAAUAAAGAGAAAAAUAAUAAUUAUUUGGCUUAUAUAACAGGUAUAAAUUAUUAAAUUUUAUUCAUCAA
Stomoxys calcitrans (stable fly) is the source of this 5455-nucleotide messenger RNA. RefSeq names its product negative elongation factor A (gene Nelf-A). The transcript is spliced from 6 exons. Gene Ontology annotation, cellular component: NELF complex. Lineage: Eukaryota; Metazoa; Arthropoda; Insecta; Diptera; Muscidae. The record is from RefSeq and is a predicted model, not a curated record. Gene Ontology annotation, biological process: negative regulation of transcription elongation by RNA polymerase II. The coding region runs from base 28 to 4032 and encodes 1334 amino acids.